AUGACAAACAUAGUUUUUAUAUUUAGUGAUAAUCUUACUCGAGAAUUCUCACAUCCUUCAAAACUAAAACGAAAAUAUACUGAUGUUAAAAGAAAACGUUCAACGCCGCUACCUCUUCCUAUCAUUGAAUAUCCCGUUGAAAAACCUGUAUUUCGAUUUCCAACAUUUGAUCAGCUAAAUGAUGCUAUUGAAUAUCAGACAAAGCAUUAUUAUCUCGUUAGUGACGUAGAAGAAUUUUAUCAAUUCUAUAACUCAUUGCCUGAUCAUCAUCGUUAUGUUCAUGAAGUUCUACGUGCAAAUGUCAAAUGUAAACUAUAUUUUGAUUUAACUUAUUCUUAUGAACAAAAUCCAAAUAUUGAUCCAUUUCACCUAACUAGAACAUUUACACAUUUCAUGUUAGCAACAAUCAAUCAGUUACAUCCAGAAUGUGAACAAUAUAAAAUGGAACAAGCCCUGAUUUUAGAGGAAAAAUAUCUGUCUGUACAAUCUCCACUUACAGUACAAAAUAAAGAUUGUAUACUCAACAUUAAACCAAUGGAUACCGUAGAUAUUAACAAUUUUAAUGAGAGAGAAGCCAUGCAUGUGAUGAAAGAUGGAAAAAAUUUAGAUACACUAGUGAAACAAGAGCGAUCAAUGUCAUUGCUGGAAUGUCAUCGUCAUGUUAUUAUUCAGCCAAUUGGAAAUUUAUUUCAAAAUAAGCAUAAAGUUGGUGAAUGCAUUAUGGAGACGUUAAAACAUGUUUAUUAUUUAUUAGUAACUCAUAAAUGCACUGAAAUUAUACCGGCUACUAUUCAAACAGAUUUUUCAUUGAGAUCCACCACAUUCAUUCAAAAAAGCCAAUCCAUGGUUGACGAUUUAGUUCCUCAUUUAUUUAAAUUUGCCAAAUGCCAAUGUAAAGAUCAAAUAAGUGGAUUAUUAUAUAAAGAUUUGUGUCAAUUUAUCGUCAAAGAUGUAAAUGGAUCAUAUAGAUGGUGCUGUAAUUUGAAUGUUUAUAUUGGAAAUCGUUUUAAUCCGCUUUACAAAUCGCAGUUUACUAUUGCACAAGACAAUCAAUGGACACCAUUUCACAAUAACAACGAUUAUCAGUAUUUUCAUGCCACACUACUUCAACAUCAGCCAAAUCCUCCACAUCGAGCCUAUCAAUCUUCCAUUGUCAAACGUUUAACAAUGGAUAUAUCUCAUGAGGAAUUUCAAUUAAUUACGAGUUGUUCAGGCAUGUAUUCUUAUAGUCCAUUUAAUGAAUUAGAUAAAUUAUUUGAAUCAAUUUUACAUGGUCAACAAACGAAAGAACGUGGUGUCAUCAAACAUUGGUCAUAUAAGAGUGAAACAAAAAUGCUGACCUAUACAACUGAGAAUUAUCAAAUGUGUCACAUAGUAAAACAAUAUCAUCACAAAAAAGCUAAAUUUAUAAUAAAAUUUUUAGUUCUUCAUCGAACAGAAGUAGAUCUAUUCGUUAUAUAUUCUAGUUUUAUUAUUGAUUUUUUGCAUAAUUCAUGGUAUCAAAUAUGUUCCGAUUCAAAGUGUAAUGGACUUCAAUCGCUCGAUGAUUGGUUACCAUUUCUAUUUACUAUGCCUUGGUUAACAACAAAAAAAUAUGAUUUAUCAGCCAUUGAGAAUAUUGUAAACUUACGUAAAUGA
Didymodactylos carnosus is the source of this 1638-nucleotide messenger RNA. Lineage: Eukaryota; Metazoa; Rotifera; Eurotatoria; Philodinida; Philodinidae. The record is from the annotation of a GenBank genome assembly.